CCCUUACUCAGCUGCUGCAGGUCCCCUGCUGUAGGUACAGGUCCAUCUGUUUGGGAGCCCUCUGUGUGAUGCAAGCCUGGUAAACGAGACAAGAAAAGGACUCUCUCAUUCAGAUACCCAGCCGGAUCAGCCAGGAUUAGACCCCCUGCAUGUCCCUACAGAGUCCAUGCUGUCUGCCCUGCACCCCCAAAUCCUGGGUGCCCUGUCUGUAUAGUGUGAUCUCCUCCACCCCUGGGUGCCCUGUCUGUAUAGUGUGAUCUCCUCCAGCCCUGGGUGCCCAGUCUGUAUAGUGUGAUCUCCUCCACCCCUGGGUGCCCAGUCUGUAUAGCCCUGGGUGCCCAGUCUGUAUAGUGUGAUCUCCUCCACCCCUGGGUGCCCAGUCUGUAUAGUGUGAUCUCCUCCAGCCCUGGGUGCCCAGUCUGUAUAGUGUGAUCUCCUCCACCCCUGGGUGCCCAGUCUGUAUAGUGUGAUCUCCUCCACCCCUGGGUGCCCAGUCUGUAUAGUGUGAUCUCCUCCACCCCUGGGUGCCCUGUCUGUAUAGUGUGAUCUCCUCCACCCCUGGGUGCCCAGUCUGUAUAGUGUGAUCUCCUCCACCCCUGGGUGCCCAGUCUGUAUAGUGUGAUCUCCUCCACCCCUGGGUGCCCUGUCUGUAUAGUGUGAUCUCCUCCACCCCUGGGUGCCCUGUCUGUAUGGUGUGAUCUCCUCCACCCGUGGGUGCCCAGUCUGUAUGGUGUGAUCUCCUCCACCCCUGGGUGCCCAGUCUGUAUAGUGUGAUCUCCUCUACCCCUGGGUGCACUGUCUGUAUAGUGUGAUCUCCUCCAGCCCUGGGUGCCCAGUCUGUAUAGUGUGAUCUCCCCCACCCCUGGGUGCCCAGUCUGUAUAGUGUGAUCUCCUCUACCCCUGGGUGCCCAGUCUGUAUGGUGUGAUUUCCUCCACCCCUGGGUGCCCAGUCUGUAUAGUGUGAUCUCCUCCACCCCUGGGUGCCCUGUAUACUGUCACCCCCCUCCCAGUGCUGUGUAUACUGUACUCCCCCACCUGUGUGAUGCCCCCCCUCCCAUGAUAAAGUAUUGUCACUGAGCUUCCAGGUCCCAGAGCUCCCCCUGCUCAUGCUCCCCUCCACGCUCCUUUAUCCCUAAUUCUCCAUCUCACGCCCCCUCCUGGCCCCCGGAUCCUCGUGCUCCGUGUCAGACCGAAUUGUGCACAACCCGGGAAUGGCUGAGAGCCGUCGGACACUGGCUGCCCUGGGGAGGAGGCUGCUGGCCGCAGCGCUGUGCACACUGCUGCUCUGCUCACAGUGCGGCUUCUCCCGGACCCUGAGGAAGAGAGCCCUGAAACUCAGCGACAAGGACGAUGUGAGUGAGGGAGGGCACAGGGUGCCAGGCAUGGGGGAUACAAUGUGCCAGGCAUAGGGGACAGUGUGCCAGGCAGGUGAGACAGGGUGCCAAGCCUGGGGGACACAGGGUGCCAAGACGGGGGGGAGGGCACCUCUACACAACUUACCUAUUUAUUUGUAUCUAGAUUUGUCUAUAUGUAUCCUGAUUUCUGUAUCUCUUUAUCUGUCUCAUCAUCUUUCUAUCAAUGUAUCUGCCUGUCUGUGUAUGCAACAUUCAGAAAAGGGUGACCUAGUAAUGACAUGUUUUCAGCAUAUGGUCUAUUUAUCCUAUUAAACCUUAUGUCUAUUAAUUUUUAUUCUGUGGAGUUAAAUUACUAAAUAUGAAUAGUGGGAAAAGUUGUCCGAUGCAGAUGGGGGAGUAAGCACAUUUGAAAAUCACUGUGAGUUUAUUUCCUGAGCUAUAUAUGUCAUUCUACAUUGAUUGCUGUAAUUAAAGGCAUAAUAAAAACAUUUAGGGGUUAGUUUACUAAACACCGUAUUGUAUCAAAGUGGUAUUUGAACGACAUAACGUUGUCUAAUUUAGGACUUAGAGAAUGUUUCCUGAUAAACAAAGUGUGUCGGAAUUUUUCCUUUUUAUAAAUUUGUUCCAAUUUGGAGUUCAGUGAAUACGGUCUAUUAUCAGAUUCUGUGUGAGAGAAAAUGAGGUCAGGAUGUCGGUGUCGGAUCUCUUACUGCACUUGUGUUGUCUUUCAAUAGGAGUCAAGUGUUGGCGAGCUUGGGGUUUCUGUCUGUGAUACGGAGUGUCUGUUUCAUUCUCAUUCCUCUAAGUUUUUAUUAUAUAUAUAUGUAUAGAGAGAGAGAGAGAGAGUCACAGACUUUAUUCAAUUAUUAUUUUUCAAUAUUAAUACUUUUAUGGACUCACCAUAACUCGUUAAUGAAUAAAAACUAAAGGCCAAAGCACGAUGCUCUCUGUACUCCGGAUAAUGUCUUAAUUUCAAAUUUACCUUUUUUUCCCCUUCGGUAAAAACUUUACAAUUAGCUGUGUUGGAAAAAUUACUGAAGUUGGGAACAUUUUAUAUUUUGGAUUUUUUUCAGCCUUAUAGUUGCUCUCGCUUAGUGAAUAAGCCUGUGUAGUUUACUUUAUUUUGCAUUGCUGGGUAUUUUUAGCAUUCUCCGCGAUCUGACGAUACGGGGGAGAUCUCAAAGGAUGCUGCCUUUUUGUAAUAUCUUGGUCUCGUUUUUUGCUUUUGGUAUCUGUUAUUUUUUACUCCCAAGACUGUGUGUCGGAAUCACACAAGGUUCUGCUAUGCAAGCUACUAACUCCAGCAGCAUGUAAUGCAUUCUAGUCCAGAAGUUGCCUAAUUCCUGAAUACAGGGAUGAUCCAAAACAUUAUCCAGUGUUUUAACUGCAAAUCCAUAGUGCAGGCUGCCAAAGUAUCCUGGGAUUUAUAGUUUUACAACUGCUGGAAGACUGUCCCUUGUCCACCCAUUUAAUGGAACAUUCAUUUUUGGAGUUACCAGUCAGUUUGUUUCUUUUUAAAUCAUUAUAGAUAAAUAUAAAUAAUAGUGGGUGUUUUUUCCUUGACAUUUCUCCUCUGACACUAGGAACUAGCUAAGAUCGCAGCCAUCCCUGGUCUCUAAUUGCUUUCACUGCAAAUGUGGUGCUGUAAUAGCAUGCCCGCUUAUACAGCACAAUGUAUCACAGAGCUGCAAGUGGCGUCUUGAAAACCAUAAAUGAAUAUCGUUUUAGAAUUGUAGUGGGAUGUUCGGACAUUGUCCCUGCAGACGGCUUAGGACACAACAGAUUUACUCACUACAGCACUAAUGUUCAGGGGUUCGACGUUAAUUUCAAAUAUAAGAUCACAGUAGUCGAACUAGAAAAUUCUCCAAGUCAGACAUGCUUCCUGUUCGGAUACAUUGGCCUUAAAUUUGAAAUUUACUUUGAAUUUUCACUUUAGUGAAUAACCUUGUACAGUGAAUGCAUGAUCAAUUAUCUACUUAAUUUCCCCUCUCCUCUUUAAAUUUCCCAAGUGGUUUGGGACCACGAGGCAUCAUUGAACAUGUAAAGCCGACGCAUUUAAUUGCUCGAACAGACACUGUCGUCUCCUGGAUCAUGUCAAUGGUUUUGUUUACUUUUCCUGGUACCUCUGCUGAUGUAGUCUGUAUUCUUCUGUAGUUCCUCAAGGUUAUGUGUGUCAGGGCUUCUGACGUGAUUCAGCAUGUCCACUGGAUCUUCUUGAUCUCCAGAACUUCCUUCCUCUUCACUUUAUAUCCUUCUGCCUUACUUUUUGCCUUGUGUCUUCGGUAACAUAUCAGCACUUUCCCAUAGCUUAGCAUUUCCAAAACAGAGUUUGCAGUGAUUCCUCCUAAGUAAUGCUGCUAAAUUCUUCUUAGAUGUUGAGCUGUGCAAGUGCUUUAUCAGGAGGUGCGGUAAUCCCUUUGACACGUUGGCUCAUAUACGAAGUUCUCUGCUGUAAAUUUCCACAUGUCCAUUCAUCCAUGAUAAGUAAAAACUUCAAUUAAACAAGGCAAUGAAAAAUAUUCCUUUCCAUGUGCGUAGCAUUUAGAUGAAUAAGCAACUUUCCCCAGCUGGGAUAUAUUCCAGACCUGUGUGUGUGUGUGUGUGUGUGUUUGUGUGUGUGUGUGUGUACAGUAUGUCUGUGUAUAUAAAAUGACUGUAAAAUGCAGAAAUCUAUUUGCAAGCGAUGUUAAAGUAAAUACUUUGCAAACGUAGUAGGAUUCCUAAGGUUAUAAGACACGAGUAAUAGAUUUGAUAGAAAUGUUGCUAUAUUAAGAAAGAGGUUUGGUUUUAUUUUUAGUACAAAAAAUCGUAAAUUUUUGUGCUAGAAAAAAAUUGAUUAAAAAAGCUUUUUUUUCUGUCCUAGAUAUUGAUAUUAUUAUUACCAAACCGAUUGGUACUCUUUGUAAUUGACCUGGCAUUGAUGACCUGAACAGACUUGCAACCUUGAAGUUUAAACAGCUUAUUUUGCAGCAAUGUAUAGCUUCAUAUUGUUCUAUGUAACAAAGCACCAUAGAGUGCGGUCUCUGGGAAAGAGCUGCCCAGUGUGACAAUGUACCAUAGAGUUCUGUCUCUGGGAAAGCGCUGCCCAGUGUGACAAUGUACCAUAGAGUUCUGUCUCUGGGAAAGAGCUGCCCAGUGUGACAAUGUACCAUAGAGUUCUGUCUCUGGGAAAGCGCUGCCCAGUGUACCAUAGACAGCUGCCCAGUGUGACAAUGUACCAUAGAGUUCUGUCUCUGGGAAAGAGCUGCCCAGUGUGACAAUGUACCAUAGAGCUGUCUCUGCUGCCCAGUGUGACAAUGUACCAUAGAGUUCUGUCUCUGGGAAAGAGCUGCCCAGUGUGACAAUGUACCAUAGAGUUCUGUCUCUGGGAAAGAGCUGCCCAGUGUGACAAUGUACCAUAGAGUUCUGUCUCUGGGAAAGCGCUGUCCAGUGUGACAAUGUACCAUAGAGUUCUGUCUCUGGGAAAGCGCUGCCCAGUGUGACAAUGUACCAUAUAGUUCUGUCUCUGGGAAAGAGCUGCCCAGUGUGACAAUGUACCAUAGAGUUCUGUCUCUGGGAAAGCGCUGCCCAGUGUGACAAUGUACCAUAGAGUUCUGUCUCUGGGAAAGAGCUGCCCAGUGUGACAAUGUACCAUAGAGUUCUGUCUCUGGGAAAGCGCUGCCCAGUGUGACAAUGUUCCAUAGAGUUCUGUCUCUGGGAAAGCGCUGCCCAGUGUGACAAUGUACCAUAGAGUUCUGUCUCUGGGAAAGAGCUGCCCAGUGUGACAAUGUACCAUAGAGUUCUGUCUCUGGGAAAGAGCUGCCCAGUGUGACAAUGUACCAUAGAGUUCUGUCUCUGGGAAAGCUGUGUGACAAUGUACCAUAGAGUUCUGUCUCUGGGAAAGAGCUGCCCAGUGUGACAAUGUACCAUAGAGUUCUGUCUCUGGGAAAGCGCUGCCCAGUGUGACAAUGUACCAUAGAGUUCUGUCUCUGGGAAAGCGCUGCCCAGUGUGACAAUGUACCAUAGAGUUCUGUCUCUGGGAAAGCGCUGCCCAGUGUGACAAUGUACCAUAGAGUUCUGUCUCUGGGAAAGAGCUGCCCAGUGUGACAAUGUACCAUAGAGUUCUGUCUCUGGGAAAGAGCUGCCCAGUGUGACAAUGUAAAGAGUUCUGCUGCCCAGUGUGACAAUGUACCAUAGAGUUCUGUCUCUGGGAAAGAGCUGUCCAGUGUGACAAUGUACCAUAGAGUUCUGUCUCUGUGAAAGAGCUGCCCAAUGUGACAACACAUCAUAGAGUGCUUUCUGUGUGAAAAAGCUGCUCAAUGUGACAAAUCCCAAUAGAGUGCUGUCUCUGUGAAAGAGCUACUCAAUGUGGUGAUUUACCAUAGAGUGCCAUCUCUGGGAAAGAGCUGCCCAAUGUGACAAUGCACCAUAGAGUGUUAUAAGAGCCUACCCAUCCCUAAUGUGAUCCUUUCUUUGGAGGUCUGAUGACAUUUCCUUGGAAUCAGAAUGUUGGUUUCAGCGCUCGCCUGGCCUGCUAUAACUUCUUUAAGGUCUCGGAUACUGUUUUGUCCUUUCCGUUUCCAAUAUAAGCCUUCGUCCCUCCCUAUGCUUUGUAGUGUGCAUAGCUGAAUUGUAAAUCGUUUGCUGUCCAUCAUCAAGGCUAUGAAUAUGAGUUUGUACUCGAGGUUUGUCUGGAUUUGAGAAUCUGUCCCAUGUCCAAGUACAUUCAAGCCCAAUCCCAGUCUUUGUCAGAGAUCUGAUUCAACAGCUGAGUUGACAGAAUCCAGCAGCUCUGCUUCCUGUGAGGAUUCUGCAUUCACUACAUUGCACUUGCAGCUGUCUAGCAAUGCUGGGGAUCGAAUGAGGACACGUCCCUGCUUGUAACAGGAGCACUGCCAUGCUAAAAGUGUAAGGGCAGGCUGCCUGUCAUAGGAGAAUUCAUAUGGUAAACAUGAGAGGGGGAAUCCUAUUGUAUUGCCAGUCUUACCAUCUUGUCAUUGUAGCUCUAUGUAGAUAGGGUACUAGAGGAGAGGGCAGGAUUCCUGAUUAGCGUUGGAACUCAUGACUGGGGUUAUCGGUGGGACUUAGGGUUAUGCAUGCGCAAUCCGUAUUAGAAGUAAGAUUUCAGGGUCAGUACUCACAGUGGUAUAGUAUUUAUUAAAGUGAGAAUUCAAAGGGGAUUUUAAAUUUAAGGCCAGAGCAGCCAAACUGAAAGGAUAAUUAACAUAGAGAUGGUUUCCGGUUCGGAUUUUAUGACCUUAAAUGUAAAAUUAACCUUUAAUUCAGUUUGCAAAAUUAGGGGUUAGGAUUAGAACCGGGAAUUAGCAGUUGGGUUAAAACACUGGAUAAGGAUCUGGAAUGAUGUGUUACUCUGUAUUAGGAAUUAGUAGUUUGGACAACUGGAGGUGUAGGAGUCAGGACUACAAGUUAGGAAAUGGUAUAUCGGUGGCUAGGUCACAGAAUUAGCAGGUCCGGACUCUGGCGUUAGGAUUACCAGUUCUUCCUCUGUACUCCGUAUAAGGUCCCAAGAGAAGCGUUAGGAUUCAGGAUGUGUCAAAAUAAAUUGUCUCUUCUGUUGCACACUCUGUUUAGUAUUUUCUUUUAACGUGAUUAGCAUUUACCUGGCAGUAAGAGAUGUUAUUAGCUUGGACUUUUUUACUUCAUUUUGCAAAACUGUUAUCAACUUCCGUAUUGUUUUAUUUUUUUUGUCCCUUAUAGACCUUUCUGUGAAUAAUAAUGUGUUUCCCUCAGCUCUGACCGUGAACUGGUUAAAGAGAAUUUCGCAAUCCAGUACGGAGUCUGCCUAUAGGCUUCUGCUAACAAAAGCCAGAGUCUGCUUUACAUCUGAAUGCCAUUUGUUUCCCUUUUUUGGGGGUUAUGGAAUCUAGAAUACUUAACUUGUCUUCAGUGGUUUUAUAAACUAACUUGAAAAAAUAAAUCUCCUGUAGGGCUUUUUUUUUUAAAUGUAUAAAAGGCAGAAAGGUUUUGGGAAGGAGAACCAGAUGUUUGGCAGACGGUCUGAGCAGAUGUUAAUAUCUGCCGGACGUUUGAUGACUCACUUGCAGCAGUUGAACAAUGUGAGGUUAUCUAUAAAAGAUUUAUAAGUUCUAUUUAGACCAGUUGUAAAAAGUAUUUAUUGUCUCAUUUUUUGCGUUUCGGGAGUUGUUAAUGUAGCGCCUUCUAAUUUAGUGAUUUAUACAGUAAUAUCAGAGCCAAGAGCCUUUUAUCGAUAUUAUUUGCAGACCGGCCUACAGUUUAUAAUGCCUUUUUGCACCAAAAACAGAAAAAGCUUUAAGAUUUCUAUACCGUAUAAGGUGAAAAGCAAACUAUUAUAAUAUAAUAUAAAUAUAAUUAAUUUAUAUUAUAAUUCCAUAAAAUAGCAACAUACCAACUAUUCUUACUACGGCAACGAUUCUGCUGGCGUUAUCUAAACCCACGUGGGGAUCUGUAGGUAAUGAGGGGGAGAGAGAACGUGACGAUACUGUCUGAGGGGUUUUUAUUAAGGAGAGAAAAUAGGGGUUGAUUGGAGUAAAGCAGGUUACAACUAGAGGGGGGUAGGUUUGUAGGGAGGUUGUUGGAUACACAGCAGUAGGUAAAACUGAUUAAUGUUCUAUGGAGCAAAUGCUGAAUAGGCUGGAAUGAAGAAAAGGGUAAGCUGGGGGAGAUAAAGCUCAAGGAGAGUAAGGGGGAACAGACUGGAAUUAGGAAGGGGUAAGCCGGGGGAGAUAAAGGUGAAGGAGAGUAAGGGGAACAGACUGGAAUUAGGAAGGGGUAAGCCGGGGGAGAUAAAGGUGAAGGAGAGUAAGGGGAACAGACUGGAAUUAGGAAGGGGUAAGCUGGGGGAGAUAAAGCUGAAGGAGAGUAAGGGGAACAGACUGGAAUUAGGAAGGGGUAAGCUGGGGGAGAUAAAGCUAAAGGAGAGUAAGGGGAACAGACUGGAAUUAGGAAGGGGUAAGCUGGGUGAGAUAAAGCUAAAGGAGAGUAAGGGGAACAGACUGGAAUUAGGAAGGGGUAAGCUGGGGGAAAUAAAGGUCAAGGAGAGUAAGGGGAACAGACUGGAAUUAGGAAGGGGUAAGCCGGGGGAGAUAAAGGUGAAGGAGAGUAAGGGGGAACAGACUGGAAUUAGGAAAGGGUAAGCUGGGGGAGAUAAAGCUAAAGGAGAGUAAGGGGAACAGACUGGAAUUAGGAAGGGGUAAGCUGGGGGAGAUAAAGCUGAAGGAGAGUAAGGGGGAACAGACUGGAAUUAGGAAGUGGUAAGCUGGGGGAGAUAAAGCUGAAGGAGAGUAAGGGGGGACAGACUGGAAUUAGGAAGGGGUAAGCUGGGGGAGGUGAAGGAGAGUAAGGGGGGACAGACUGGAAUUAGGAAGGGGUAAGCUGGGGGAGAUAAAGGUGAAGGACACUAAAGGGGAACAUACUGGAAUUAGAAAGGGGUAAGCGGGGGGAGAUAAAGGUGAAGGAGAGUAAAGGGGGAACAGACUGGAAUUAGGAAGGGGUAAACUGGGGGAGAUAAAGCUGGUGAGGUCUGGAGGAGAGAAAGGGGGAAUAGACUGGAACUUGGCUGCAGAUCACUAGAAAGGGACUAAGCUGAUGGGAAUAAAGGCUGCAGAUCAGUAGAGGAGGUAAUUGUGAGACAGGCUGCUGGGAGUGAAGAGUAAGUCUGGAGGAAGGGAGAGAGGAUAGAUGGAUACCAUAACAAGCCAGGGAUGGAGUGGAGAGAAAUAAGUGUGACAGAAUGGAAAAACGACCGGGGCAGAUAAGAAAAAUUAUCAUGCAGCAUCCUGAGGACCUUCAUUAUCUCAAUCAUCUCAAACAAAAUAGCAUUAGGAGUAGAAACCUGUGUUCCUAACGGUGUAAUGCCCCCAUCCCGAGUAUUAGGUAAGGUCCCCCUCAACCCCUCACCCUCCAUGUGCAGGAAUAGUGACUAAAGUGAAAGUUUUACUCACCUUUUUACUGAGCUGAGGUUCCAUUGGCGUUGCUCAUGUCUCUGCCUCCCGCAACGUCAUGGAGGAGGCAUCGUUCAGAAGACAGCCACUAGAAGUGACAUUGCCAUUUAGUGGUCCUUUAACAAUUGCUUAAAGGGUAAUGCUGCCAAUGAGUAAUGAUUUAAUGGCAAUAAUACCAUCAUAGCAGUAACCGAGUAGCUGUGUCAGUUCAUAUGUGUGUUUAUUGUGUUUGAAGUGACCAGAGGCUGCCAACUUGGCUUUCUAUAUGCACACACCUUGAGCUCUGAAACCAUUCCAUCCUAUCCCUGUGUACACAUUGGCUACAUUUUGCACUGGAGAAAGCUUGGGGUGCACUGCUGGGCUUCCUUACAGUCUGCAAUGAUAACCUGCAAUAUGCUUACACUCUGUGUGCCUGAAUAAGGCAUUCUUUUUAGCAUCUUUGGAAAGCUGCAAUUCGAAAUAUGUAAUCACGUUUCUUCUCAAUAACUACAAACUGGGUGUGUGCAUUUAUUUGCAUUCAUUUUGUAUCUUUAUACUAACUAAUUCCCCAGCGCUAUACAAUAUUAUGAAAAGCGGGGAAAUUUAUAAUAAAUGAGACAAUUACACCGUGACACAGGAACAAUAAGUUGAUGAGGGCCCUCAUCACACCUCAGGCAAAGACUCUGUCCUUCUGGGAUCUUUGCAUAUUUUGCAAGGACCCCUGAUGGUGACAUUUCUGCUAGGGUUUCAGUGGUCCGGAAGUGCAGCAGAGGUAAGUGAUACUUACCUGAUGCUGUUCUCUGCAGGUGCCACCAUAUUUAAACUUCAGCUCCAGGCUCAACACCAGCAGGAGCCCACGUCCGUGCUGUAUGUUAUGUGCGAGAGUACAACACGGAUGUCUAUCUAGGAUCCCAUGUUCAUGUCUUGUCAUGAGAGAAAUAAUACCUUCUUCUCAUAGCUGUUACCAGCAACGGGAAGGGGGGAGUCACAUAGCUCCACCUUUUGUCAACUUAAGGAUUUACCAUUAAGCAAAGUAGUCCCUACUUUGUCAUACGAUAUCUUUUGACUGCAUUGGAACUUCGGUUGAAUUUCGUGUUUAUGUACAUUUCAUUAGCUGCAUAAAAUUAACUGGAGUUAUAUUGAAACUCACUUCUUCAGGAAAGCGUAUCAAUUAAACGGUGAACAGCUUUCCCUCCCCGCACCCUGAUUCCUCUCCUGCAACUGAUAUCAAAACUCUAAGCCCUCAAUGAACACUAUCCUAGCGCUCUGCUUUUCUACCCUACCCUUACCUUUUCUACCCCACUCCCUCUAGCAUGUAAGCUCAUUGAGCAGGGCCCUCAACCCCUCUGUUCCUGUGUGUGUCCGUUUACAAAUACUGUUAGUCCACCCAUUGUACAGCGCUAUGGAACUUGUUGGCGCUUUAUAAAUAAUAAUAAUAAUAAUAAUAAUAAUAUUGCACAUAAGCUUUUUAGAAAGUGGUUGUCUCACUAUCCCAUUACUUCUGUUGUAUAUUUAGCUCCCACUAGCCUCAGCCAGAAUCUCAUUGAUGGAUUGUAGUUCAUUGGAGGCAUGCAACUUCGUGCGCUCAGUGUGAUGGCCCGUAAACCAGAACUGAUUCAUGAUUUGUUUUAUUUUUCAGAGAAUUGGAGAGUUAAAUUGUCUGAGAGCUGGGCCACACUGUAGCCAGCUGAUUGACAGCCCAGAAAGGCCGCACAAACUUAAAAAAUAAUUUAUCUCCAGUAUUAAACAUUUUUAAAAAGAUAGGCUGCAGGAACAGGGACUUUGCACCGUAAAUAUGCCAGUAGGAUGAAGUGGUUAUAGUGCUUAAUGUUAUCUUUUAACUUUCUGUAGCACUGCUGAAAUAAUCCUACAAAUAAUGCCUUCUGAGCACAGCAAGUGUUUCUGGGAGAUGUAGUUCAGUUGUAAGCUUUCUGCAAGUUGCAAGUCAUGACAUUAUCGCUCUAUAUAAUAUUUAUCUUGGUGUUAUGUGCCCUGCAUUAAAUCCCUAAAUCAUGUAAUAUGAAUCUAACGGACCAUGCUCCCCAUCACUAUUCAUCAUCCUCUAUCUGUGUUUUCUUUUCCCAGGAUUAUGAAUACCCUCUCCAUCCCCACAACACUAACUACCAAAAGAAUGACAGGUGCCCGCCUCCACCCCAAUCCCUGCCAGAUCGAGCCUGCGAGGUGCCCAGCUGCCGCUCCGACUCUGAGUGCGAGAGACACAAACGCUGCUGUUACAACGGCUGUAUCUACGCCUGCUUAGAGUCAGUCCAGCCUCCGCCAGGUAUGACAUCAUCCACUUCCAGCUGGCUGGCUGAGCAUGAUGAAAAACUUAAAUGUGGUGUUUAAUGUUGUGAUCAACAUCAGUCAUGUCUCGGAGCAGCCCCAGGCUUCAAAUACUGGUUAAAUCACGGCCUAAUCUGUAUUAAUCUCAGUGUCUUCCUCUUAUUCUCAAUUAAAAAGUGGAUUUAAUGUGUGCUCAGCCAAUAAGGUAAACCCUACACCGCUGAGCCAGCUCAGUGCAGAGAGCUUCCAGCUCUUCAGGAAGAGGUGACUGCUGCACAACGGACCCCAGCUAAGUUGUUUGCAAAACUUUUGACUACUUAGCCUGGGAGGGUGUCAGUGCACUUGUGUACUUUGCUGUAGUGGUUAUGGUGCUUGAAGUGUUCCUUUAAUAAGGAAUAUUCUAAAGGUAAUGUCUUGUUUUUAUUAUCAGUAGGUGUAUUUUUACUGUUUGUUUAUUGAUUUAUUUUAUUUACACAGCUGUAUCGGGUGUUUUAAAUAAAUACAACUAAAUCAAUCUUGGAAACAGACAUUUGAAUAAUAUGAUACAUAAAACUCCAAAAUACAGGAGAAGGUAGUUAAAUCGUAUACUAUGUGGCAGUCAGUAUGUGCCCCAAGUCAAAUUUAUGGACUCGGUUGUUUGAGUGAUUCACUGACUUGUGUUUAACGCCUAGCACAGAGCCGUGUAUUCAUCGUGAACCAGCAGAGAAGGUAGAAUGGCGACGCUGCAGAGCUCAGUGGCUGCCUUAGUAUGGGCUCCAUUUAGAAAGUCCGUUUAUUAAAGGGCAACUCCAUGCAUCAAAACCAGCACAGCUCAUUGCAGUAGUUAUGGUGCAAAUAGUUAGAGUCAACAAAGGAAAGGCUGUAGAGAUAUCUAAAUACUGGUGAAUGCUGCCAGUCCAAGCACCACUCCCAAACAAAUCUAACAAUAGGAAUACAGGUAUCAGAGGGUACCAGGUAGCGGCACAUAAAUUAAUACAAACCCAAAUAGUAGACAUAUUUUAUCUGUUAAAUAAACCAUGGCCGGUCACAAAAAAGUGAGAGAGAAGAAAACAAAAAGAUUGUGAUACAAUACAUUUUUUCAAGUAACAGAAAUAAAAGUAUAAAAAAACACUCACAAACAACAAUGCACAUAUAUAACACAAUGUACAAAAAGAGCCCUUGCAAUGCUGUUCAUAUAGCCCCAUCGCAAAGUCCGCCAGUAUCAGAGAGAGAGGGGCAGUCGUACAGAACCACGGAUUGCCACUUCCACUUCUCUCUGGGAGAGAUUCUAUGUGGACACUCAAUCCACUUGCACAGCGGUUGAAACGUUCACUGGUCAAUGCGUUUUACUCCUACAGUAUAGCAUUGCAAUAUGGAGAUUUUGGCUUGGAACAGUGCUAGACUGCCAUCAAGCGGACAUAAAGGGUAAUUACAUUUUAAGCACAUUUUGUUUAAUUGGUACGAUAUUUUUUAUUCUGUGACAGCAGGUGAGCCUCCCGAGUUACAAACUUUAGCUCCUAUCACUUUCACAGAAUACAUAUGGCCGAUUCUGGGUUAUUUAUAUAUUUUUUUCCUAAUAACACUUCUUAUGUCUAUAAACUAUUUAUGCUGGUUUGAGCAUUUGUAACAUUAGAACUGGGGAACCCAGGUUUGAAUCCCGGUCAGACCACCUUUCCAGUAAGUGCCCUUGAGCAAGAUACCUAAUAAUGAAUAUCUGUCUACUUCAAAUACACAUUAAUAUUCCCUUUCUAGAAUUGUAAAGCUCUACGGAAUACGUUGGCGCUACAUAAAUGCUAACGAUAAAUAGCUUGCUGUGCAUAAUGGGAGAUCUUUGCAAACCGCUGCCUUCAAUGUCCGAAGGGAUUAACAAGCUUAGCUGAAUAAUGUUUCUACCUGCUUUCAGUUACUGCGUCGGUACAGCAAUUAUUAAUUAAAACAGAACUCAAACUGAUCAGUUAAUUCAGACAGCAAAGACAGCCCAGUCAGGUGUCCCGUCAAUUCAUUGUUCUGCUGGCUGCAGCCCACAGCUUCUAAAACAGGAGGGACAUAAUUACAGGUCACUGUAAGUAUAAGGAAUAAUAUUUAACAGUGUGAUGCCAACCAAGAAGCCUUUGUACCUCCUGAACACUACGAUCACUGACUGCAACAAACUAAUUCAUUGAACUACUUAUUUCGUGAGUGUUAAUCGGCAACAGUACAAUGUAUUUGCACUUUAUUUACAAGAGUUUACAGAAUAUAGCAAAAUAUUAAAAAGAAUAUACUUUGUGGGCGCAAGAGCUUACACUCUGACACCCGUCCUGCAUUGGAUAUAUACAGGACGAGAAACCCAAAUUUCCACAUAUCACAAUUUCCUCAUUUUUCAAAUCUAAGAUAAUAGUAAAUACAGAGCUUACUGGGAAUUCUUUAUAUAUUACAUGAUGCUUAGCGUGCUUAAAGGGACACUAUAGGCAACCGGGCCAUUUCAUCUCAUUGCAGUGUCUGGGUGCACUGUCGCUGUCCCUUUAGCCCUGCAAAGUCAGAGAAACUGCAAGGUUUAAAUUGCAGGGUUAAAACUGUUUCAAGUGGCUGUCUACCAGACAGCCACUAGAGGCGCUUCCUGCAGCUUUACAAAGUGUAAAUCUGUGAAAUGGCGCUGCCGCCCUCAUGUUUUGCAUAAGGAUGUGUGGCAUCUUUAAAAUCCGCAUAGGAAAGAAUUGUGUCAAUGCUUCUUAUGGGAAAGGUCUAAUACACGCACGGCAUUUGCGGCUCAUGUGCAUUAAGUCUCCCUCAUCGGCUGACGUUGGAAGAGAGGGAGCCUGACCUAGUGCGAGAGGCCACUGCCAUGGAAUCAUUUAAGUAUUUAAAGGGUUAUUUUACAUUUUCAUCGCUGUGGAAGGAUAGGAGCCAGCCACAGAGGCAGAAAGACAUUAUAAUGUUAGAAAUACAGUUUUGUAUUCUUAACUCUAUAGUAUUUCUUUAAAGUCCAGUAUUUGCUUAACUCUGCAAGAAAAUUAAAAGGGAGACUGGUAAACAAUUAUACAAAAAAAUAGAGUUCGAUGCAAAAGGCUUCUAUGUACAAUCUUCGCAGAGAACAUCCCUCCUCUCCUGCAGUGGUAACAGAGUUUACUGUUUCCAAUGAGAGGGAUGCUGUGUGAUCACUAAUGAUUAAAGGAACGCUAUAAACGACUAAAGGAACACCAUAUUGUUACAGAUACAACCCAACCCCCUUUCUUAUCUUUUAUCCAGCACCAAAACUCCCACGAUGCUGCUGCCACUGCGCCCCCUGCGACGUCAUUGUGAAGGUGUUGCUUCCCAGGCAUUCGUCCAGUCUAGUGCUCCUCAAUUCAAAGCUUUCCUAUGAGCAGCAUUUUGUCACAUCACCGAGUGUCACUUGGAAGCUACUGUUUUACAUUACAGGGUUAAAGCAGCACUGUCAUGCCGAACUUACCUUUCCCCAAUCGCUUCCUCUUCUCUACCUCUGUCAGGAUCUGUUCUUCAUUUCUUCCUGUCUGCUCUAAUUUUCUUUUAAACAUAAGAGAAAUUAGGGACUAGUUUGUCUUAUGGAAGUUUCCUAUGCUUGACCGGCGGAGCAACAAAGUGUGCUCCAUUUCUUGUGGUCAGAAAAAUCUUCCCACAAUUCUCAGCUUUCCUCCGUGUUCUCGCAAUGCCUCCUUUCCGUAUUCCCGAACUACUGAAUUUCGUUCUAACAGAAUGAGAGCAGUUCGUCCAUUCGUGUUAGGACACAAUUCGGGACUUUGUUCGGAUCGUGGGGCAUCUCUUAACUAGAGUGAAAUAAGUCUUUCCCUGCCCUGCGGAGCUCAGUCUGGGCCGUGCCCUCGCUGGGUGAAGAUGGAUUACUUAUUUAGCAUCUGUUUUGUUUUUUUCAAACCAAGGGUGUGGAGCUGCACCCAAUCCCAAGUAGUAUGCUUGACAAAGACCGUGCAGGUCGAAACGUUGUGUGUGUGCAGUGGGUUUAAUAAAAUUUGGACCGUUUUCUAUUUUUUCCUUAUCACGGGUUCUUUUUUUCAUCUGAUUUAUUUAUUUUUUUUUGCACUUGAGUUUUGUAUUUUAUUUUCAAAGUUCGACGGGUAUUAUCGAUUUUUAUUUGGCAUUUUUGGGGCUGUAAAAAGAAGAUUUUUGAAAAAAGGAGACAUCAAAUAGUAAGUUUUUUAUGUAUAGGUAUUUUGUUUUCUCGUUCUCCCCUCACUAUUUUUAGGUUGAGGGGGGUAGGUAGGAAUUUAUUUAAUUUUUGGGGGGGUUAUGGGAGAGGUGACUAGGGGCUUGGGGACCCCACUAAUCUUGGGGGGGUGUGGUUACAUUUAGGACAAUCCUCCCCCCCCCCCAUUUUCAUUUAGGACCCCCACCCGCCGCUCAUGGGUGUGGCCGAGGGAAGGACAAUAGGUCUCCCCCUUAUUGUAAUUUAGGGCCCCCACUCGUCGCUAGUGGGUGGGGGCCGGGGGAGGACAAUAGAUGUGUGUCCACUUGCCACUUAUUAGGUCCCUCUGCCACUUAUUGUAAUUUAGGACAUGGGGGGCUUAGGAAGUGGUGAGGAGAACUGCUCCCUGCCGCUUCUAUUUGCACGUAUUACAAGGAGGGAGCUGCGUGCCAGUAGCUCCCUCCUUGUAAUAAACCAAAACGAACGAAGAGGUCUUCGUUCAUUCGUUUGAAAUGUCUAUUCAUUUAUUCGUCUUUCUGAUGAAUGAAUGAAUAGAUGAAAUUCCCGUUUGCAUGUCCAAGUGUUGAACUGGGCAUGCGCAGGAAUUUCUCAGUGCUAUCUAGUGUGGGCAGAUGACGUGUCCCACAGGGACUUAAUCUACCCACUCAAAGAUGGUGGCGCCCAGGACCUAGGUCUGGACAGAAAUCUGAAAAAAUAGUUAAGCUGGGGGGCUUAGGGGCAUUUGGGGGUAUCUAGGGAGGUCAAUUAGAUGUAGUGGAGUCGAGAUGGGGGGUUAGAAAAAACUGUAUUUGGCCAUGACAGUGCCGCUUUAAAGAUAGAGGGACACUGCGCCCAGAACACAUCAUGAUGUGACAUGCACCGAUUAUAUUCUGAUAUAACGUAUUACAAUGUUUGUUUAUUCCUUCUUUGUGUCGAACAUUCCAAUUUGUAGCUGUUAGGAAUGAAAGAAGUAAGAAAAAAUUAUGAGAAUGAAAACAAAAUAAAUAUGUGAUGCAUCGUUUACAUGAUUCACAGUACUGAUGGGGCUAUAACUCCCAUGAUGCUUUGCUAGUCUAGAGAUCAUGGUAAAGUAUCACGGGACUUGCAAUUCUGCAAAAGCUAGAAAGCUAAUUUUUGGCUUCCCCUGAUUUGGACACAUUAAAUAACUCUCAACUUCAUUCCACGGAGUUCCAUCAUCCGUCUGUGUAUUGUUUAUAAUUUUAUAGAUGUGAUGUGCCGUUUUAUUUUAUUCCAGUGCUUGAUUGGUUGGUGCAGCCCAAACCGCGCUGGCUAGGAGGGAACGGAUGGCUACUUGAUGGACCAGAGGAAGUGUUACAAGGUACAUUACACUAAACACUGAGUUUUGGGAGUUGACUCUAGCAGUUUGGAAAAAAACAAAACUUUUAUCUUCUAGGACCCAAUGUCCAUCCCCUCAGCUCCCAACAUGGUAAUACAGGAGAGUCAUCUGUAAAAACACACUGGAUAACAAUGAUUGACUGUGAGAGCCCCACUUUCUGGUUUCUGUGUGCAGUGAGAGCCCCACUUUCUGGUUUCUGUGUGCCGUGAGAGCCCCACUUUCUGGUUUCUGUGUGCCGUGAGAGCCCCACUUUCUGGUUUCUGUGUGCCGUGAGAGCCCCACUUUCUGGUUUCUGUGUGCCGUGACAGCCCCACUUGCUGGUUUCUGUGUGCCGUGACAGCCCCACUUUCUGGUUUCUGUGUGCCGUGAGAGCCCCACAUUCUGGUUUCUGUGUGCCGUGAGAACCCCACUUUCUGCUUUCUGUGUGCUACGAGAGCCCCACUUUCCGCGUGCUAUGAGAGCCCCACUUUCUGCUUUCUGUGUGCCGUGAGAGCCCCACUUUCUGGUAAAAAUGUGUUAUUAAAAGCAGUACUGCUUUGGAAGCCACCAGUGGAAAUCAACUUUAGCUUAAAAGUAGCAAUACAGGGUCAGGAACACAAACAUGUUUUCCUGAACCUAUAGGGUUAAAACCACCAUCUAGCACAGUCCCCUCUUCCCUCCUCAAAAAAUAUAGUCCCCUCUUCCCUCCCCAAAAAAUAGUAAAAUCUUACUUGUAUUCAAGUCUGGAGCUGCAGGCCUUGUCCAUGUUUCCUGUAGACCUGCCUGCUGACAUCAGCAGAAGUUGUAGAGUGAUCCAAUCACAAUGCUUCCCCAUAGGAUUGGCUGAGACUGACAAGGAGGCAGAUCUGGGGCAGAGCCAGCAUGAUUCAAACACAGCCCUGGCCAAUCAGCAUCUCCUCAUAGAGAUGAAUUGAAUCAAUGAAUCUCUAUGAGGAAAGUUCAGUGUCUGCAUGCAGAGGGAGGAGGAUACUGAAUGUUUGGAUGCAUUUUAGGCAGCCAUGACCCAGGAAGGAUCUCUAACAGCUACCUGAGGAGUGGCCAGUGAAGUUAUCACUAGGCUGUAAUGUAAACACUGCAUUUUUUCUGAAAAUACAGUGUUUACAGCAAAAAGCCUGAAGGUAAUGAUUCUACUCACCAGAACAAAUUCAAUAAGCUGUAGUUGCUCUGGUUACUAUAGUGGCCCUUUAAAUCCUUAUUUUAUAAUAUAGGACUGUGUACCAAGAUCAAAGAAUGUGAAUUUUAAUUUUUUUUCAAAACAGUCCAGUUUUGUUUAGUUUGUUUGUUUUGCUACUUGUGCCUUCAUAUUUGAAAUUGGUUGUGAAUAUACUGUUUGAAUAUAUGAAUCAUUAUUAAGAAUUAAGGUGCAGACUCUGACAAAUGAAAUUAGAAAUGAAUACUUUUGCAUUUUAAAACAUUAUUAGUGGAAGUCACAAUGUUCUUUCUGAGCUCAGGAUUCUGCCUCACUCCCACCUACCACAACGCUUUGAAACAAUCUGCUACACAUUUCUAUUGCUUUUUGGAAGUGUUUUCAUCAGUUCGGGCUAAUUAAGCACUUAGUCCUUGAAUAUUAGGAAGAUCCAAUUAGCUACCCAUUAAAUGGAAGGCGUUACAAAUGAAACUUUGAGAAAUGAGGGUAAUUUGACUUCACUACCAGUGAACUGAGUUUUAAAGGACCUUGGAAUGCAACCAAUUCACGAUCUUUUCUGAAAAGACAGAAUGUCAUGUUUGUAUUUAAUAAAACAGUAUGGGAUCAGAAAAUAUGCAGUCUUUUAUAAGACAGUACACACUGGGCUUGUUUUAUAAGACAGUAUGCACUGUGCUCGUUUUAUAAGACAGCACUCAUUUUAUAAGACCGUAUGCAGCGCACUCGUUUUACAAGACAGUACACACUGCACUCAUUUCAUAAGACAAUACACACUAUGCUCAUUUCAUAAGACAGUACACACUGCGCUCAUUUUAUAAGACCGUACACAAUGUGCUCGUUUUAUAAGACCGCACGCACCGCGCUCGUUUUAUAAGACAGUACGCACCAUCCUCGUUUUAUAAAAUAGUAUGCACCUCCCUCGUUUAAUAAGACAGUACGCACCGCCCUCGUUUCAUAAGACAGUACACACUGCGCUUGUUUUAAGAAGACAGUACAUAAUAUGCUCGUUUUAUAAGACAGUACACGCUGUGCUUGUUUUAAAAAGACAGUACACACUGCGCUCAUUUUAUAAGACCGUACACAAUGUGCUCGUUUUAUAAGACCGCACGCACCGCGCUCGUUUUAUAAGACAGUACGCACCGCCCUCUUUUUAUAAAACAUCGCACACCACCCUCGUUUAAUAAGACAGUACGCACCGCCCUCGUUUCAUAAGACAGUACACACUGCGCUCGUUUUAUAAGACAGUACACGCUGUGCUUGUUUUAAAAAGACAGUAGUACGUGCUAUGCUCGUUUUAUAAGACUGCUCAGUUUAUAAGACAGUACACGCUGCGCUCGUUUUAUAAGACAGUAUGCAGGGCAAUGUGCAGUAUGUGCAUUUUAUAACACAAUAUGCAGUGUGUGCAUUUUAUAACACAAUAUGCAGUGUGUGCAUUUUAUUACACAAUACGCAAUGUCUGCAUUUUAUUACACAAUACAAAAUGUCUGUAUUUUAUAAGACCUAUAGACCUAUACUCCAAUGAUACACAUGGAUGUCUCAAAUCCCCAAAAAAUUAAAGAAUGUUUGUUGUUGUUCUUGUGACAGCUGAAGCCUGCAGCACCACUGAAGAUGGGGACGAGCCCUUGCAUUGUCCUACAGGGUACGAAUGUCAUAUAAUUAACCCUGGCAGCCCUACAGAGGGAAUCCCAAAUCGAGGGCAGUGCAUCAAGCAAAAAGGUAACACAGGUCAGUGUGCGCAAGAGUCCACAGACACGUACCCAGAAUUCUCCAUUCUCAGGCAUGGUGUGUCAGAAAGCAUAUUCUACAUCCAGAGUUACCAACAGGUACUACCCCAACUAGGACUCCCAUUAUGCUUUGCCAAGCUUGGCAUCAUUGGUGAAGGCUACCUUUUCCCUACCCUUGCCCCACACAUUGUUUGUUAGUAUCAGUCCUGUUCAGUGUAGGAACCGCAACAUGUUUUGGCACAGAGAUCUGAUGGGGAUCAAGAAAUUAAAGUGGAGCAGCUUAGAGGUGAAUAGUGAAAACACUAAAUGUGAUUUUGUGACCAAGCAUUGGGACAUCCAGAGAAUUGCCAAGGGAAUUUUGUAUUAUAGGCCAAGAUGGCAAACAUGUAAUAAUUCUCCAACUACACUAUUCCUACUCCUCAAUUUCGAUUGCAAUUCUCCAUGAAUCCUGCCAUACUGAAAAAAAACAACCAUUUGUACUAAUGAAUGAGGAGGACACAGAAUGCCUUUGUUGUGUUAGGAAAGGUCUUAUAACACUAUGACACUGUUUUACAUGCUAUUAAAGGGACACUCCUGGGGGGGCAGCGCUUGCAACCAACUGGGUCAGACGCCAUUUCAGCCAGCUCCUCUCUACUAGCCUAAAACUGGCUAAAUAUCAACACCACCCUUACCCAUCCAGCCCCACACACCUGCUAACUUGAAUCACGAAGGCAGCCCGCACCUGGCGAUGCCUUUCUUUUAGCCGAACAAGCAGACAAAGUUAUGGCGCAAGUCCGGGGACUAACACACACCACCAAUCCAAGGCCUGGGGGCUAUCCUCAAGGGUAUUGCGGCAGGAAUCAACAUAAACACUCUCACCACCUCAACGCUGCUCCCAAAAGCCAAAUCCAGCGGCGGAGGGCAGAGACAUCAGCUCCAUGCUGCAGAGACUUGCGCAGCCAAAACAGUCUCCUGCCGAGACGCCGCGGCCUACACAUUCAGACACCACAGGGGGGAGCGAAGAGGUAAGGGCCACACACGACCUAGAGACCUGUCAGAUUCCACCCCCAGAGCCUUACAACGGCACGGCUCCCACAACAAAGAAUGACUUAAAGGUGCUGUUGGCAAACAUACACGAGCUCUGGGCCGCAGACCUAAAGCUUAUCAAUGCUGACAUACACACAGUCACGGGCCGAAUGAAAACAUCUGAAAGGGACAUUUUUGAUAUUCACUCAGACAUGGCCACAAUUAAAGCAUCUUUCACACAGCUACAGGUUCACCAGUCUGCUCUGUCGCUCAGAAUGACAGCCUUUGAAGACAGACAACGCCGUAAUCAUGUUAAGAUCAGAGGCGUCCCCGCUAAUAUCGCGGUCCGAAGAGCUGCCACACUACACCCGAAGGUUGAUGGCGACUAUACUACCUCAUCCAGUUGCCAGAAAGCUGUCCAUCGAAGGGUUCUAUCGCAUAACAGGCUUGCCCAAGGCACAACCUGAGCAAAUAAGGGACUUCAUACUCCGCUGCACCUCUUCUCAAGAUAAGGCCCAUAUUAUGCUGGCCCUAAAAGGCAAAAUGCCAUUGCCAUUUGAAGGCGCAUCUCUAACCUUCUUUCAAGACCUUACAUGAGCCACACUGCUUUGGCGCAAAUACUUAGUCCCAGUUACCUCUCCACAUAGAACCGCUGGAGUGGGGCCCCCCUGGGACUUUACUACUAUUCAUACCAUUACCUCCGGGUCCGACACCCCUGACUUCCUCACCAUGCUGGGCUUAGGAGAACAAACAUGGGACCCUGCCACCAUAACACCGUCUAUACCAAGAUCAGGGACAUUGCAGACCUCCGACACUUGAUUACAUCCACUGCACGCACAUAGAUGGCAAGAACCAGGGAGCACAAGUCACCAAUCUGAGACUUUCGCAAAAAACACAAUGUGCCACAGAAAGUUAUAAUUUUUUGUAUUAUUGUUUUCUUUCUCUUUCCUUCUAUUUAUUUUUCUUUUUAUUCUUGGCUUUUGUUUAUUUAUGCACCACAAAUGGCCGAACAUGAUCUAAUGGCAACUUCCUAAUCCCUUGAAGAAUGUUACAUUUUAUUCAUGCAUUUCCAUUCUAUUCUGUACCACAAUUGCCAUUGUCUCAAUAAAAGAGAGAAUUAAAAAAAAAAAGGAAGGGCUUUAUGUGUAAAGAUUGUGUCCUCUUAUUGUGUCCACUGGCUGUCAAACAGACAUCUGGUCCUGUUCUGUUACUUCCUGGUUUGUUUAGCUCAGUGAAGCUAAACUCAAGAGGCAACAGUUACCCAGUGCACCUGCCUUGUAAAGACUUCUCAUUGAGCUGCAUUGGGAAGUCUGUGAUUGGACAGCCACAUAAAGUCUGGGUGGGGUUAGAAGGGGAGGGCUUGCAAAGGCUGCAGACAAGAGUUCUGCAAUUUAUUUCAAUCUGUUUUUAGAUAAAUCUCCAAUGAAAAGUGCAUAAUUAAAUGCCCAUUUUCAUUGGGGUACAUUUAUUAAACAGUGAUUUAUUUUUUGCAGUAGAGUAGUAGACUGACCUUUUAAUACUUACCUAUAUUGUCACAUGGCCCCUAUACUUCAAAACACACCUUAGUAAUACAAUUAAAUGCUUUUAUUUGUCAUUAAAUAUCUGCAAUGGAUGCUAUUUAUAGGGUCACUCAUAAAGGUCAGACAUGACUCCAGAAUGGUGGGCUCUAUAUUGGGCAGAAGGGGAUUUUAUGUAAAUACCUCUUACUGCCCACUCUCCCCAUGGGUACAAGCUUGCCAGUGGACAUGCCAACCACAGUGCCGCUUAAAUUUGAAAUUCCACGUGGGUUGUCCAAAUGAAAGUUACUGAUUGUGAAUUUGUUUUUCUUUCCAGAUGGAAGAAAUCUGAGACACAAAUAUUACAAAGACUUACCUGGUGAGCUAUUUUCCAUUAUUGAUAUAAUAAUAUUAUUGAUGUUAAAAUGUAUUCACUUAGAAGGAAAGAAGAAAAAAACACACCAAUAGCUAUUAUCCAUUGUCAGCAGACAGAUAUGGACCUGGCAGAGAUCAGACUGUGUGGUCAGUAGAUAUGGGAGGAGGGUGCAGUGAUGUCAGAUGAGUUUACCGGACAAGAAGUGGGGAGCAGAGGUCAGUGGACAUCAGGAAAGGAGGCGAUCCAUAGAAUAUGAUGGAAGGGAAACAAAGAUGGGGAGGGCAGUUAGAUGGGACUAAAACCUGCAAAUCUGAAUUCCACAAAAUUAAAAAAACUUUUUGAACACAAGGAUGCAACAAGUCCACGAUAUUCAAUGCAGCAUCUGUUUUUUUAAACAUUUUACUUAUUAUAAAAGCUGCAGCAAUGCUGUUUGCUCAGGGUCUCCAUAACUUUGUGGCGGGCAUUACAAGUAAUGACUACAGACCAUGCUGGAGAUCCAAAGCCAAAUACCUAAUGAGAUAUACCUGCCGCCCUGACACUUCGACAUAUGACAAAAAUGGGACAGUUUGUGCUGCCUUCGAGACACUGUGAAGAUAUCACAUACUCGGAAUGCCUAGUUAUGUACAAGAAUAUGAAUUCUUCUUGUCUCCCAGUAUAAAAGCUCAGUUUCAGGAGCUGUAAGGCCAACCAUCAGAGCCCAGCACUAGAUUACAAUGUUUGCAUGUUUUAUAUUAAUUAUACAAUUUUACUGUAAAGGUAUCUGGAAUUCAGCUGUUUUCCAAUGAAAUAGGACAAAGGCAUGUGUGCUGUUAUUUGCCAGAUCCACCUCAUCUAUCCCCAGCACCGCUCCCUUUCCAAACAUUAUAUAACCGGGGGACGUGGGUGUGGGAAUUACAGCGGAGCUCACAUUGUUCUCUACUGACUUGCUGCCAGUUAGACUGGCCAUGCCAGGAAUUCUAAAUCCUCCUUGCAAGUUCCAAUGCAAUGAUAUGCUGGCUGUUUUUAGAAAUGAGCUGUAUUGCUCUUAUCACAGCCAGCUUUAAAGGAGCACUAUAGUCACCUAAAUUACGUUAGCUAAAUUAAGCAGUUUUAGUGUAGAGAUCAUUCCCCUGCAAUGUCACUGCUCAAUUCACUGUCAUUUAGGAGUUAAAUCACUUUGUUUCUGUUUAUGCAGCCCUAGCCACACCUCACCUGGCUAUGAUUGACAGAGCCUGCAUGAAAAAAGAAAAAACUGGUUUCACUUUCAAACAGAUGUAAUUUACCUUAAAUAAUUGUAUCUCAAUCUCUAAAUUGAAUUUUAAUCACAUACAGGAGGCUCUUGCAGGGUCUAGCAAGCUAUUAACAUAGCAGGGGAUAAGAAAAUCUUAAUUAAACAGAACUUGCAAUAAAGAAAGCCUAAAUAGGGCUCUCUUUACAGGAAGUGUUUAUGGAAGGCUGUGCAAGUCACAUGCAGGGAGGUGUGACUAGGGUUCAUAAACAAAGGGAUUUAACUCCUAAAUGGCAGAGGAUUGAGCAGUGAGGCUGCAGGGGCAUGUUCUAUACACCAAAACUGCUUCAUUAAGCUAAAGUUGUUCAGGUGACGAUAGUGUCCCUUUAAGCCAGGGAUGGUAAUGUGGUAGAUUGACAGCCACAGUAGGACUACAGUUCCCAUGAUGCUUUGCUAGCCUUUUAGGCUGGUAAUAAUUGUAGUUGUACAUCAGCUGGAGGGAACACAUUUGUGACUUGCUUUGGAACCCUGGGACAUUCCAACUGCCACCUUUCUUUCUUUACACACCAGUUGGUUAGGGGAAAGGUAGACGUGGUGCCAAUCGUAACAACAUCAAGAAAGUUUGUGUAAAAAACAAACAGAUUUUUACAGAAUUUCCUAAGCACCCCCCCAGAUGCAGAAUGUACUUGUACUUCCAAACCCCAAUUAAAGCCCCUUUCUGCACUUUGUGUUUGUUUGGGAUAGCUUAUUAACCAGUCAACGAUAAAGAUCAUUCAAGUUUAGUUGGUCAUUUAAAACUAGUUUGAGGUCAGUGGUUAUAGUUAGUUUGAAAAGUAAGCAAGUGUUCUUAUGAUUGAGAAUUCAAUGACUGCAGGAUAUUUAUUAAAAACAAACGUGUGAAAGGUUAAAAACUGUUUAUGGCUCUUCUCAUAUUAAAUAUUAUUGCUUUUGAUUUCUAUACUGUUGGUAUAAUAAAUACUCUAUAUGCUCUAGGUGGUAACUAUAACAAUAUCCUGGUGGGCUUUGAAAAGCAGCCGCAGAAGCACUUAGGAUAAAGGUCAGUAUGCCGACAUAUUUUACAGAGGGGCUUAUGAUCUAUAAAGUGAUUUGUGAUGAGUUGACAACUGACGUGCUAAAAAAAAAAGUUGUGAUACCUGAACUAGAUUACCCCAGCUUACCGGCCUUCCCCUAGUAAUCCAUGUUAUAUGAAUUGUGUGGGACUCACACAGAAUGUUAUCAUCAAGUCACCAUCAAUGCCACCUAGGAACGUACCCAGAAAAACAGAUUGAUGACGACAUAACCAACUGCUCCACGAGGCUCCACCAGCCUUUACAGACGUCCUUGGCAAAGACAGUCAUGAUUGUGGUAGCGCAGUGCCUGUUCUCCAACGUGCCUGAGGCAUAACUGAACAAGUGCCCCCAAUCAUCACAGCUUUGGAAACAUACGUGUUCAUGCAUUGAACAGUAAUUUGUGAAACAAGUUCAGCAUUUUUUCCAAAGUGUUGUUUUGAUCUUCAUUUUUUGACAUGGUUAUCAGGUGACCUCCGUUUACAAUUUAGUUUAUAAACCCCCUUUUUAAUUUAUAUUUAUUUGAACUAAAUGUAAAUCUACCGAUUUCUGCCAAAGCCAUGAUGUAGGUGGCAUCGAAUGCACUGAAAUUUUAAACGUGUACAAUCCAUAUCAGAAUUAUGUGCCAGUCCUAACCUCUGCAAUAAUUAUAUUAUAUACAAAAACAUCAAGAGGCAAAGAAUUAGUCACAAAUUGAACUUUUUUUUUUUUUGCUUCCAUAAAAGCUAUCGUUCCAUGGCACUCCGCUAUGCUAAGAUUUCGUGAUCAUUGCUGAAUAUGUAUGACUCUUGCGCGACUGUACAGUCUAUGAUUACACAUUAGUGAGAAAUGAAAACUCUUACUUUUUUGCUAUAAUUCCAGCCCACUUGACAAUGCCCCAUCAAUUUAAAGUGAUGAUUCUUCCCCUUUAAUGAGGAUUUGGGCAGAAUGGUGCUCAGACUAGCAUAUAACUUUCUAUUACUAAUCUACUUGUCAAAUGCAUGUUUUUGUUACUCAAGGCACAGAAUGUCCCUGAUUUGUUAGGUAAUAUCUCGCAUCCCACACAGACCUGCUGUUUGUUUUCCUUGUCUAUCCUGGUGUGAAUUAGUUAGAAAUAUGAGCCUUCACGUUUUAUGUACCCCGAGGCAAAUGACCACUUCUUAAAUGUGGUGUGUUAUGUGAAUCGCUUUGAAAUAGAAUCAAUUUAACUUCUUCAGUGUGAGGGAGCCUGUCAGAUCAACCCUGGGUGUACCAAAGGACAGUAAGCAAGUUACUGUUCAGCAGAGUGCAUUGGCUGGGAAUAAAAAUAGUAAUGGUCCAGUGUUACAAAGCAGUACAUAUUAAUAUAAACUACAACAAAUCAAACUCAUUUUCUAGAGUUACAUUGUAGUGACAUAGAAAGUAGGAGAUCUUCUGCACAAGAUGAGAAUCAAAACUCCAAGAAGCAGCGAGGUGAGGUUCCCAGGCAGCCGAGAUUUUUAAGAUAGAAUCAAAAACUGGCAGAUAGAUCUGCUUUUCAAGUUAAAAUUUAGGGGACUGAAACUGUCCUGGAUUAUCAGUGUAGCAUUACCUUUAUUUAUAACAUAUUCUGAAGAACACAAUGGGCAUGCCUUUCAAAGAUACUAUUACCUGUUAGAUUGUGGCUGUGUUGCAAUAAAGGAAUUUUGCUAGCGUCAUUUAUUCUUCAGAUCAUCUGCAGAGGAUAAAUGGCAAUAUAUAACGCAUCUGUCUGCAUUUUAAUGUAUUUUCUUUCAUCUGAUUCACUGUACAUUUAGAACCCCAAGCUGGCUUUACCAGUCACCAUCGCAACUCACCCAAAGAACAUGGUUCCUUCAGAGAUACCCCUGAAACAGACAUCUAAAACUUCUCGCCAUCAAAGAAGCUCUUCCUCGGCUGGUAUUAUCUGUCAAACACAAUGACAUCUCUCCAAGAGAACAUUUAUUAUAGCAAUCCCCUGAGAUCCAACAAGGUGGACAUUGGAAAUCAUAGCUUUAAAAGCUAAGAGACUACAAAUCUUUCAUUUUCCAGAUAAUGAUGUGGUUUUCGCCCCCUGACUUUUCAUAUGGCAUUUAAUGAGGAAAGAAACACUCUUGCCGUCAUGGAACGUUACAAAUGUCCUCCCUUCCUCGAAGACUGCAGCUUCCACAACUUUCACAGAUGCAGCUCCUUUGUUCUAAGUUUAAGGUUCAUCUGCAACUCUUUGGGAGCCAGAAUGAUGGCCAAUUCCAUUGCCGUUUUAAGACAUACGCAUACUGGGGCCAUGCGUUCCCUGGCAGUCUUAUCAACAUUGACAUUCAAACUUUAAAAUUUUAUUUUUCGUACAACAGAAUUAUUUGUGCAUUAAAAUACAUGUGCUUCUACCAUUGUUUAGGCUAUGACCCAUGCAUUUCUCUAGUCCCAGUCUUCCUGCACAGUGAGGGUAAUGUCUGCAGUAACACUGCCCCUGAAUUAGUGAUGUCACAGGAGAAAAUUUCGCCAUCUAACAUGUCCCUACCUCCCUGAGCUGCAGCUGUGGUCCCUACCAAGCCCCAUCCUCCCCUGAGCUGCAGCUGUGUCCGUACCAAACCCCAACCUCCCCUGAGCUGCAGCUGUGUCCCUACUAAACCCAAACCUCUCCUGAACUGCAGCUGUGUCCGUACCAAACCCCAACCUCCCCUGAGCUGCAACUGUGACCCUACCAAGCCCCAUCCUCCCCUGAGCUGCAGCUGUGUCCGUACCAAACCCCAACCUCCCCUGAGCUGCAGCUGUGUCCCUACUAAACCCAAACCUCCCCUGAGCUGCAGCUGUGUCCCUACUAAACCCAAACCUCUCCUGAACUGCAACUGUGUCCGUACCAAACCCCAACCUCCCCUGAGCUGCAGCUGUGUCCCUACUAAACCCAAACCUCUCCUGAACUGCAGCUGUGUCCGUACCAAACCCCAACCUCCCCUGAGCUGCAGCUGUGUCCCUACUAAACCCAAUCCUCUCCUGAACUGCAGCUGUGUCCGUACCAAACCCCAACCUCCCCUGAGCUGCAGCUGUGUCCCUACUAAACCCAAACCUCUCCUGAACUGCAGCUGUGUCCGUACCAAACCCCAUCCUCCCCUGAGCUGUAGCUGUGUUCGCACCAAGUCCUUACCUCCCCAUGAGCUGCAGCUGUAUCCCUACUAAACCCCAGCCUCCCCUGAGCUGCUGCUGUGUCCCCAUCAAACUUUAACCUCCCCCUGAACUGCAGCUGUCUCCCUACUAAACCCCAGCCUCCCCUGAGUUGCAGCUGUGUCCCUACCUCCCUAAGUCGCAGCUGUGUGCAUGUGCAGUCAGGAGCUCUGUGGAAAGCAGAAAACUGCCAACUGGAGUGUAAGUACUGCCCGCUUAUUCUGCAGUUCCACUCACUCUGUGUAGAAGAAUGCAGAGGAAGCAAAUACAAACCAAUCCAAUUCCCCCAGAGGUGGAGGAGGGCUCACAAGAUUUUGAGUAGGAGAUCCAAGGCUAAAUUAAUUCUUACACUAAUCUCCAAAGCCCUUCAGCUUGUGUGGGAUUAAGAAUGAUCCUUCCAUUAUGUAUGUACAAGACAUUUUAAUUAUAAAAUGUGAUACAAAAUAUCAGAACACUAACCGUUUCAGAGUUCUGGAUAAAUUGUCUCUGGAAUCUGUCACCUUGAGGGCUGGCCAUACUUUGUGACAUUUGAAUUGAAAUACUGUGUGUAAAGGCAAGUCCUGAAUGUUCCAAAGCAGCAGGACAUUCUAAUGUUGACUGUUUUGUGUGAGGCCGAGGUUAAUAAUUUACCAAACAUAGUGCAUGCCAGCGAUGGCUGUCCUUGGACCUUUGGUUGGUUUUUGUCGGAACUACAUUUCCCACGAUGCAUAGGAAUGAUAGCCAUUACUGAGCAUGUCUGACAUUGUUGAGGAACGCUCAGAGGCCUCUGAAUCUGCCCUGCAUUACAUUAUCUAUUCUCCUUGUAAAGUUUCCAAGACAUACAGACUCCGUUUAUAGGAUGGAGGAAUAGUCAUUCAAAUAAAAUCAAGAAAUCCCCUCGGUAAGGUGGAUUUAAAUCUUCUGAAAUGUUUAUUUACAUGCCCUUUCGCAGGAUUCCCUUCAUGUAGUAGUAUAAAUGUUCUCUUCCUGUUCCUUGAUUUAAUAUAUAUUGGAAUAAAUAUGAAUAUGGCCACAUCUUAAUCAUUUCAUCCAUUAGUAGUGGUAGGAGGUUCAUGGACGGCCCGGAGUCCAGGAAUUGGUGCACGGAUACCUAGCUACAGGAGUCAGGAGCUGGUAGGUUUACUUUGUGAACAUCAUUUAGCAUAACUCCUGUGUUAAGGGGACACCAUAGGCACCCAGACCACUUCAGUUUAUUUAAGUGGUCUGGGUGCAUUGUCCCUGUCGGACUAGUUCUGCAAUGUAGAACAUUGCGGUUUUGAGUAGUAGCACAGAGUCUAGAGCUGGGCUGCCUAAUAGGUAGAUCCCCAGAUGUGGUAGAACAACUCCCAUGAUGCUUUGCAUGCCUUUAGAAUGACAAAGCACCAUGGGAGUUGUAGUUUUACCACAUCAGGGUAUCUACCUAUUGGGGAGCCCUACUACCAGACAGCCACAAAAGGGGCUUCUGGGAUUUUACCAGACUGGAUCGCCUAACUGAUGCAGGACAUCCUUAUGGAAAAUCCCCACAGGAAUAUAUUGUUAAUGUUUUCCUAUGGGGAGGUCCUAAUGCACUCGAGGCGCUUACCGCGAAUGUGCAUUAGGGCCCUUCGCCAGAUGACUGUAAAGAAGGCAGAGCGGCGACCCAGCUAUCUACAGAAAGUAACCAUGAUGUGUGAUCUGUCAGUAUAUGACAAAGGUCUGAAAAACUGUAAGUUUUUUUGGCUCACGUGUAUUGCUGUUCCUCUAUGCUGAUUCUACGGCCUGGCUUUAUUUUACUAAUAUUGGAAAGUCAGCCAAGUGCGGGUGAGAUUGGCUCAAGGCUAAAUAAAUCCAUAUGCUAUGCGGCACCAGUUUUGCUACAGUUGACCAGCCUGGGAUAGUUUGAAUUCUUAUAGCUGUGCCGCACUCAUCUCCAGGAAUUAAAUUGGGGUAUUCCAUAAAUUCUAAAUUCUAGCAAAUGAAAAUGCCAAAAUUAAGACUAAAAAUUGAGCUGAUCUGGACAAAAAACCAAAACAGAGGUCGUGAAUGUAAUUUGAAAGAAAUCUAGAGUUUUGAGAGUUGCAUGUAUCGCAUGUGCUUAAAUUGUUUUACUUCUUUUUAAAUUACACAUUCCCCCAGUGAAGAUAAAGCCAUGCCUAUUGCUAGAAAUUAAAUCAAAUUAGUGACUGUGUUUAAUUGUUGCUCUGUACAGAAACUACCAUUUGCCACCAGAGGUUUAGAAAAUAAACUAGGCAAUGGACUUCAGUUUUUCACAACUCUCUGACAAUACUGCAGGUCAAGUAAUGGCCAGCAGGGGGAGCCUGGGACUGCUGUAAUCAUAUAAUUGCAUAGGGAAAGUAAGUAAUUUGGUUGCUUGGUAACUGAACAGAAAAACAAACAGCUUAAAACACUGGUCUAAGGACUGUUUGAAUGGCACUGCAAUAUCACAUAAACACAAACAAAUCUAUACAAUAAAUAAAUACACACACAUGUAUUGGUGGGUAACAUUAGCCAAUAAAGUGCCAUAUAUCUGUGUAAUUAGGGAUACCAUAUCCACCCUAUUUUCUGGAACACAUAUAAUAUAUACAAAUUGAUGGGCAAUAUAUAGACAUCAAAUGGUGCUGUUAGCAAAUCAGGGAAUUUAAUCCCAAAUCCUGCAGCAUAGACGUUAUCUGUAAUACAGGGCAGCACUUUCAUGUACUGCCAAUCAACAUGAUGAAAUUAUGUGUGUCCCAGAAAACAUGGUGGAUGUGGCAAUGUAUAUCAGACAUUGUGGGUCUUUGCAGCAUUCACUCAGGUUGCUGCACAGUGUGUGACAAUGAGUUCAUGAUCAUAUUGACCCUGUGUGUGGGGACAGCAGGACAGAACCGUUUCCUGGAUUUAAUUUAAGGCCUAAGUCUGCAGUGGGGGCUGUAAACGUUCUGAAUGUAAGAGCAUUAUGGGGGAUGUAGUCCACAUCAUCUGGAGUGCCAAAGGUUGCCUAUCCCUGGUCUACCUCCUUUCUCUCACACUUUACUGACAGCUUUGUAGGUCAAACUUCAUGGUUGCUUUCCAGUAUCUUGGAAGGUGGGAGGGUAUUUAAACACGCUGAUGAUAUUACAUUGUUUGCAGACUGCCUGUACAGUGCAGAUACCCGCAUUGGGUAUUUUAUAUAUUACACUUUGCAGGUUAGGAAGCUGCUGGCCAUGGAAUGCCAUAAAUUAUUUCCAAAAUUCUUCUACGCUGCAUCUUUGACAAUUCUUAUGCCUCUAGUCUUGGUACAGAGAUUAUAUAUCUAAAAAAAAUGGUAUUCCGGCUUCUAUGUAGUUUUUCAGACCCUGUCAAAAAUGCAUCACUGUGUCCUAUGCUCUAAGUAAUAAAGAGAGGGUGGAAGUCAAAGGAUUAACUCAUUCAGCAGCUGGACUGGACAAAUCCCUUAUUGUUGCAGUGUUCGUGAUGUGUGUUUGUUUAUGAAGCCAUUACAUUUCACCUAUAAUAAUGCUUUUCCACCUUUACAACAUUGAUUUCUCUAGGACAUAGUGAGUGGAUCCUAAAUCCACCGUGCUCCAAGAAUCGGCCAUUGAGCCUGUCUUACAGAAUGUCCUUUUAAUAUUUACAUGAUUAUCCCCCAUAAUGGUGUGUGGGAUGAAUGGCAUGAAGUAGCAAACUGUAAGCAACUAUCCUUGUGGCCUGCGGACAACUGGAUAGCAGUGCAUCCAAUUCCGAGUCCUGGGUAUGUGCUAUUUACCACUUGUAUGGCUAUAUAUAGAGUUUUGGCAUUUCUUUCUCCACCCCAGUACUCAUUGCCCUAGUUGCAGCUGGCACUCCCCAACCCAUAAUAAUUGGCUGUGUAUAUCACUGGGUUUACCCACUGAACUGUAAAUUUUGGGAAACUGCUAAGGGAAAUGCACCAUUUAUCCCAAAAUUGCUAAAUUGUUAAAAUUCCUAAAAUUUGCAUUCCCUUUGUCAAUUUCCUGCAACUCCCAGUUUAUUGAAUAAACCAAUCUUGUGUGCGUCCCUAGUUAAAGGAAGGUGAUUUACACAGCUGUUAUAUUACAUUAUGAAAUGGGAUUUUCCUGCCAUGUUUUAUUGCUCUAUUGUUUUUAUACGCAUGUGGCUGCUGGGAGCAGCCAUCUUCCUUUUAUAGUAGAUUUGUUUCUGAUAAAGCAAUACAUAUAGACGUUGUAUGUCUCCCAGGCCAUACAGUUUGCUCACAGGAUUACAGUGAAAUGUCAGGACAAUUCCCCAAAUACGUAUAAUUUUCAGUUUGGCGGUUUUGGUUACUUUGGACUAAAUUUAGCAAUUUAGAUUUGGAUAUUAUUUGCUCCAUUUUGGAAUAUAGACAAGAACCCAGUAUAUGCUUGUAAGAGGUGCGGAUUCAGGGCAGCUCCACCAGAAGGUACCAAAAACUCUGCACAGGUGUAAAAUGUAAUUGUCACAUCCAGAGCAGUGACAGUGUCCCUUCUGGCCUACAACAGCCCCCCAAAAUACUUUAACACUCCUUGGAGAGAGAAAGGGGAGACAUAGUGCUGGUGUCAGGGCUGUCCCAAGACUGUAGAGGUAACCUGAGACCUGCAGAUAUGUGUGGCUGCAAUAGGGAUGGGGCCUAGAGAUAGGGUUAAUUAACAUGAUGUUAUACAGAGUCCCCCCACCAUCCCAGUGAAUACAAAAUACUCUGCUAGCCUUUGUGCAAACACAGCGCUUUGCAGAUGGGUGAUGCUCUGCAGGUCCCACCCAUUUCAUGCUCUGCUGGCUCCAUCCCUCUGAUGCUCUGCAGUUCUCACCCAUUUGAUGCUCUGCAGGUUCCAUUUAUGUGAUCUGCAGCUCCCACAUAUUUAUGUGAUGCUCUGCAGCUCCCACCCAUUUAAUGCUCUGCAGGUCCCAUUCCUGUGAUGCUUUGCAGGUCCCACCCAUUUGAUGCUCUGCAGGUUCUAUUCCUGUGAUGCUCUGAAGGGCCUAUUCCUGUGAUGCUCUGCAACUCCCACCCAUUUAAUGCUCUGCAGGUCCUAUUCCUGUGAUGCUCUGCAGGUCCCAUUCCUGUGAUGCUUUGCAGGUUCUAUUCCUGUGAUACUCUGCAGGCCCUAUUCCUGUGAUGCUCUGCAGCUCCCAACCAUUUGAUGCUCUGCAGAUUCCAUUUCUGUAAUGCUCUGCAGGUCCCAUUUCUGUGAUGCUCUGCAGAUCCCAACCAUUUGAUGCUCUGCAGAUCCCAUUCCUGUAAUGCUCUGCAGGUUCUAUUCCUGUGAUGCUCUGCAGGUCCCAUUCCUGUGAUGCUCUGCAGGUCCCAUUCCUGUAAUGCUCUGCAGAUCCUAUUCCUGUGAUGCUCUGCAGGUCCCAUUCCUGUGAUGCUCUGCAGGUCCUAUUCCUGUAAUGCUCUGCAGGUCCCAUUCCUGUAAUGCUCUGCAGGUCCCACCCAUGUGAUGCUCUGCAGGUUCCAUUCCUGUGAUGCUCUGCAGGUCCUAUUCCUGUAAUGCUCUGCAGGUCCCAUUCCUGUAAUGCUCUGCAGGUCCCACCCAUGUGAUGCUCUGCAGGUCCCAUUCCUGUAAUGCUCUGCAGCUCCCACCCAUGUAAUGCUCUGCAGGCCCCAUGCCUGUGAUGUUCUGCAGGCCCCAUUCCUGUGAUGCUCUGCAGGUCCCACCCAGGUGAUGCUCUGCGGGUUCUAUUCUUGUGAUGCUCUGCAGCUCCCACCCAUGUAAUGCUCUGCAGGCCCCAUUCAUGUAAUGCUCUGCAGGUUAUAUUCCUGUGAUGCUCUGCAGCUCCCAUUCCUGUAAUGCUCUGCAGGUCCCACCCAUGUAAUGCUCUGCAGGUCCCAUGCCUGUGAUGCUCUGCGGGUUCUAUUCUUGUGAUGCUCUGCAGCAUGUAAUCCCACCCAUGUAAUGCUCUGCUGUGAUGCUCUGCCCAUGCUCUCAUGUAAUGCUCUGCAGGUUAUAUUCCUGUGAUGCUCUGCAGCUCCAUUCCUGUAAUGCUCUGCAGGUCCCACCCUGUAAUGCUCUGCAGGUUAUAUUCCUGUGAUGCUCUGCAGCUCCUUUAUCCCUGUGAUGCUCUGCAGGUUAUAUUCCUGUAAUGCUCUGCAGGUUAUAUUCCUGCGAUGCUCUGCAGCUCCUUUAUCCCUGCG
This is a messenger RNA of Pelobates cultripes (western spadefoot toad), 34189 nucleotides long. The record is from the annotation of a GenBank genome assembly. Lineage: Eukaryota; Metazoa; Chordata; Amphibia; Anura; Pelobatidae.